AUGGAGUGGUACAAGAGGAAAGAGGCGGUGGAAGCACUGGUAGUGAGGGGUUUGAUCGGGAUUCAGUUUUUGUAUGCGACCACCACUGUGAUGGUGAGCUACCUCACGUCCCUUGGCCUCGACCCUCUCACUUUUGUCUGCUACUCUUCCUUUGCCACCUUCCUUGUUCUCUCCCCCAUUGCCUUUGCGUUUGAAAGGAGCUUGUGGCCCAACAAGCUCAGCCUGAGGUUGAUGGUUCAACUCGUUCUCAUCUCCUUUACAGGGGUGAUUCUGUACCAAUAUCUGUUCGUGAAGGGGAUUAAACUGACUUCACCGGCUAUCGCAACCACCAUGCCAAACCUUGCUUCUGGGCUUAUCUUCGCCAUCGCAUGGAUUACUAGGAUGGAGAAAGUUAAGCUGAGUUGCUUGUACAGCAAAGUCAAGAUAUUAGGCACGGUGGUGUGUGUUUCAGGGGCCAUCGCAUUGAGCCUAUGCAGUGCCGCUAAAGGGGGUCCCCGCUCAUCUCCCUUGAGUAACGUGAUUUUUGACCAACAAAUGAUCAUCGGUUGCUUAUAUCUUAUUGCAGCAGUCUUAGGCUUAUCAAUCAAUUCCAUCCUGCAGGUAAAUUCUGCUUAAGUGCAUCGCUUUGGCGAUGUUCCAGCACCAAUCUCCAUGGCUGCUAUCAUGUCAUUGGUUGGUUCGAUUAUGGCUGCAGCUGUACAGUUAUUUGAAGACCACAAAUUGGACAAUGGCCGGCCAUUUUUGAGCUUCAGCAUGUUGGUUGCCUUCUCUUUCCUGGGAGGUGGCAUGAUCGGAUCGUGCCUAGGCUUCACUGCUUGGGCCAUAAAAAAGAGAGGGGCAGUCCUUCAAUCCAUGUUUAGCCCCAUCGCAACCGUCUGCUCGGUUGUAUACUCAGCCAUAAGAUUAGGAGACACGAUCAACGUGCCAAGCCUCGCCAGCAUGGUCCUUAUAAUCACCGGCCUAUACAUCGUGCUCUGGGCAAAACGGAAAGAGGGUUACCACCCAAAUGAAGGAGACUGCUUAGAGAGCGGGUUGGAUGCAGAGAAGCCUCUUCUGAGCUGAGAAACAAGGCGCGGAUCCUUGUGAAAAGUUCUCUUUUUUUCUCUCUCCAUCAUUUUGGGUUCAAGAAGGAAAAGAGCAGUUUCCUGCAUGUGACAGAAACCCAUCUGUUCUAUAAUGCAUCACUU
Molecule: messenger RNA, 1187 nt
Organism: Eucalyptus grandis
Lineage: Eukaryota; Viridiplantae; Streptophyta; Magnoliopsida; Myrtales; Myrtaceae
Product: WAT1-related protein At5g47470
Cellular component (GO): plasma membrane
Molecular function (GO): transmembrane transporter activity
Source: RefSeq, a predicted model, not a curated record